AUGGGGAAAGACAGUAUGGAGAAGCCUCCGUCGGAGGUAGACGAUCAUGUGGGUGUGGGCGAGGUCUUCAACGCGUCUGGUCAUAAGCAGGAGCUGGACCGACAGUUCAGUCUGUUAUCUGUCUGUUCUGUUGGAAUCACUACUGGCAAUGUGUGGGCUGCCUUGGGCGGUUCAAUUGUCAUUGCACUUUACAAUGGCGGCCCCGCGGGCGUCAUCUACGAGUUCAUUGCAGUAUCAAUCUUCUACUUCAUGAUUGCAGCUUGCAUUGCUGAGAUGUCUUCUGCAAUUCCCUCGGCGGCUGGUGUCUACACCUGGGCCAACAUUACAGCUGGUGAGAAAUAUGGAAGGAUUGUUGGGUAUUUCGCUGGAUGGUGGAACUUCUUCGGCUGGAUCUUCGGCACCGCGUCCAUGUCCUCGAUUCUCGCCAACCAGAUAAUCAGCAUGUACGGCCUCUUCCACCCCGGAUACGAAUACGAACGCUGGCACGUCUUCAUCGUAUACCUCAUCAUCACCUGGAUGGCAUGUUUCACCGUCAUGUUCGCCAACCGCGCACUACCUCUCUUGACGACCAUUGGCCUGAUCCUCAUCCUCGGGGGUUGCUUCAUCACCAUCAUGGUAUGCGCCAUCAUGCCCAGUAGAACAGGAAAAGGGUACGCGAGCAACAGCUUCGUCUGGCGGGAGUGGCAGAACCAAACCGGCUGGAGCAGCGACGGCUUCGUAUUUUGCGCCGGCAUGCUCAACGGCGCAUACGCCGUUGGCACACCCGACUGCGUGUCGCAUCUGGCCGAAGAAAUCCCCAACCCGCGCCGCAACGUGCCCAAAGCCAUCCUCGCCCAAUACGUCGUCGGCUUCCUAACCGCGUUCCUCUACGUAAUCACAAUCUUCUACUCGGUAAACGACCUCGACUCCCUCUUCUCAAACCCCUGGCCCUUCCCCCUCGCCGAACUCUACCGCCAGUCGACAAACUCAACCGCCGGUUCCCUCGGCCUCCUCAUCGUCAUCUUCCUCCCCACCUUCUGCACAAACAUCGGUUGCUAUCUAACCUCAGGCCGCAUGCUGUGGACGCUCGGCCGAGACGGCGCCUCGCCCUUCUCCGCCUGGAUCGGCAAGAUCUCCCCGCGGUACCAGAAUCCGUGGAACGCGACGCUCGUGUGCGGUGUCAUCGACACGAUCCUAGGGUGCAUAUACAUCGGCUCCUCGACGGCGUUCUCCGCCUUCGUCGGGUCCUUCAUCGUCAUGUCAUCGUUCAGCUACCUCGCCUUCAUCCUGCCCAACAUCCUUUCCCGCCGCCGCCACGUCGUCCCCGGCCCCUUCAGCAUGCCCAACCCCGUCUUCUACACCAUCGGCGGCCUGGCGUGCGCGUACAUGUGCGUCUGGAUCGUGGUGUACUGCUUUCCCUACGCCGUGCCAUUUGACUCCACGACGAUGAACUACAGCUGUGUGUUGGUGGGCGGGCUGACGAUUAUCAUGGGCGCGUGGUAUGCGUGGAUCCGGAAGCGUGGGUAUGAGGGCCCCAGGGGCGCGCUGUUGAAGGCGUUGAAUGGGCUGGCAGAUGGGGAUGAUGGGCCUGCUGUGUUGGAUUUGGGGAGCGGGGAGAAGGCGUAG
Messenger RNA from Dothidotthia symphoricarpi CBS 119687, 1605 nucleotides. Its product is annotated as amino acid transporter. Gene Ontology annotation, cellular component: membrane. Gene Ontology annotation, molecular function: transmembrane transporter activity. The record is from RefSeq and is a predicted model, not a curated record. The transcript has 4 exons. Bases 1 to 1605 code for a protein of 534 amino acids. Lineage: Eukaryota; Fungi; Ascomycota; Dothideomycetes; Pleosporales; Dothidotthiaceae. Gene Ontology annotation, biological process: amino acid transport; transmembrane transport.